Purpureocillium takamizusanense is the source of this 918-nucleotide messenger RNA. RefSeq lists its product as uncharacterized. The transcript is spliced from 2 exons. Gene Ontology annotation, biological process: glycine import into mitochondrion. Gene Ontology annotation, molecular function: glycine transmembrane transporter activity. Bases 1 to 918 code for a protein of 305 amino acids. Gene Ontology annotation, cellular component: mitochondrial inner membrane; mitochondrion. NCBI's taxonomy places the organism in Eukaryota, Fungi, Ascomycota, Sordariomycetes, Hypocreales, Ophiocordycipitaceae. The record is from RefSeq and is a predicted model, not a curated record.
AUGAGUGAUGCCCGGGCACCCGCGCGGGCCAAGUCAGGGCGUCACUUCGUCUCCGGGCUUGGCUCCGGCAUGGCGUCGGCCAUUAUCCUGCAGCCCCUCGACCUCUUGAAGACAAGAGUGCAACAAUCAGGCCGUUCUUCUCUAACAGAUUCUUUGCGCGAGAUUCGGCGGUCGCCGCAUCUGGUCCAAAGCCUAUGGAGGGGUACGGUACCCUCGGCCUUGCGCACCGGCUUCGGAUCCGCCCUGUACUUUACGUCCCUCAAUGCCAUCCGCCAGCGCGUGCAACGAAGCUCCAUGGGGGCCCGCGCGCAGAAUCAGAGUGCCUCUUCGGCUCUACCGUCAAUAUCCAACGCAGCCAACCUUGCCUCUGGCGCACUCGCCAGGACCUUUGCCGGCUUUGUCCUCAUGCCACUUACGGUCAUCAAGGUGCGGUUCGAGUCGGAUAUGUACUCCUACCCCUCCAUCUGGGCCGCCGCCCGUGAUAUUCGUCGAGUGGAUGGCGUCCGCGGAUUCUUCUCCGGCUUCGGCGCCACGGCCAUCCGGGACGCUCCUUACGCCGGCCUGUAUGUACUCUUCUACGAGAUGCUCAAGACGCACCUCGGUGCCCUAGCAACGCCGCAAGAGAACCAUAAUCGUCAGCCCGCCAGUAUGAGAGCAUGGGUCGCAAGUUCUGUCAACUUCAGCUCGGCCAUAUUGGCCGGCGCAGCUUGCUCCGCAAUCUCCAAUCCUUUCGACGCCGUCAAGACGAGGAUACAGCUUCAACCCCGGCAAUACCGGAAUGUAUUGCAAGCUGGCUACCGCAUGGUUGCCGAGGACGGCUUCCGGUCCUUGUGGAAUGGACUGGCUCUGCGAAUGAGUCGCAAGGCCCUCAGCUCAGCCUUGGCAUGGACCGUCUACGAGGAGCUCAUACGCAGGUGA